This is a messenger RNA of Epinephelus moara (kelp grouper), 8852 nucleotides long. It is a transcript of the gene tasora, whose product is annotated as transcription activation suppressor a. Gene Ontology annotation, cellular component: heterochromatin; nucleoplasm. The transcript is spliced from 29 exons. Bases 148 to 6663 code for a protein of 2171 amino acids. Gene Ontology annotation, biological process: negative regulation of gene expression, epigenetic; protein localization to heterochromatin. Gene Ontology annotation, molecular function: chromatin binding. NCBI's taxonomy places the organism in Eukaryota, Metazoa, Chordata, Actinopteri, Perciformes, Serranidae. The record is from RefSeq and is a predicted model, not a curated record.
AGCAUGGCGCGGGUUGUGUGUUGGUUCGUCUCCCUGCGCUGUGGGAUCAGGAGGUAACAGCGGUGUCACCGCAGGACUGCAGCCGACAAACAGUGUCACACUGACCGUUGCAAAGAGACGCGUCGGUUUGGUCGAGAAGCCGACUCAAUGGACAACCACCCGGCUCGGAGGGGCGCAGCGCGUCCGCCGAGGAGGGUGUCUGCUGCCGCGGAGGUGGGAGCUAACGCUAGCCUGCAAGAUGGCGAGGUAAUCGAGGUACACCCAGCCAGGGAGGCUCAAUCUGGACCGGAGAGACUGAGCGGUGCUGGCGGGAGGAUGCAGAGGAGGAACUCGGCUCCGCAAGUGCUCCAUCAGAGGCAUAUGCCCAGGGAGCCCCUCAAGUUCCACAUACCGAGGAAAACCAAGGAAAAGAGAGCUCUGGAGCAGUAUGUCUCCACUGAGUCCAGGGAGUAUGAAGACAUGAUGACCAUCCUGACCUCCAGCUACAUGGACACGAGCUCUGCUGGCUGCUUCACCUACUGCAAACCUCGGCUCAUCUACAGUGAACUGCUGGAGAAAGAGUUUGUGGAGAAGAGGAAGGAGAUGAAGGCAGACGGGAGGACAGACAAGGAGCUGGAGGAGAGCUACUGUUUCCUGUUGGCUGAUACUGCAAAGCUGCACUCACUCUGUGAGAAGGGGCUGUUCGUGGGUCAGACCCGGAUCACAGUGCUGGGAAACCCCACUAAAGGAGUGUAUCUGUCCAGGUACUCAGACCUGCUUCAGAGUAACCUCAUAACUCCUGGAUUCACAGGGGAGAUCAUCAUCUUCAAAGUGAUGAAGGGAAAAGUAAAGAGCAUCUAUGAAAACAUGAAGAACCUUUUAGAUCCAACGCCUCGCUUUGACAGCCACAUCUCCAAGAACUCCAGCAAAGUCACAUCGCUCACCUCCUUCCGCGCCUUCGAACUCACGCAGCAAUACUUCUACGAGUAUUCAUUCGACGAGCUGCGGGAGCGGCCUCGCCAGGUUUGCCCGUAUGCUGUUGUCUCCUUCCAGUUUAAAGGAAAAGACUCCUCACUCCCCAGCAAACCUCUGGCCCCCAUCAGGUUGAACAGCCAGUCAGCAGAGGGGAGUAAAGAGCGUGCUCAGUUCACAGUGUGGACCGGAGAUUUGGUGAAAGGUGACCGGGUUCUCUUCCAGAUCUCCCUUCGCUCCUUCUCUCCUCCACUCCUGCCCCACAGACUACCAGAGAAGCUGGAAAUCGGUUGGUUGAUGAGGCUCGACCAGGUGACGAAGCUCCUGCCUGCCGACCUGCUCUCUUACAACCUCUACAGCAGCAGCCAGGAAGUUGUGAAGGACGGCCAUUGCUGCAGUCUUCUGGAGGUGACUGACAGAAAUCGGUCUUCGACCAGCGUGACGAGACUGCUGCAUGAGAUGGAGAUAAAGAGAGUGGUUCUGGUGACUCCGCUUACAGACAGAGGCUUCCUCAUCCUGAUAUCCAGCGUUCAGAUGGCCACACCCACAGAGAGAGGAGAGAGCUGGAAGAGGUGUCUUCAGGCCUUGUUUGUCUUCCCAGAGUCCAAAGAUCUGGCCAAAUCCACAUCAAGGUGUGCUUCCUCAUCCCAUGAUGCCCCAGAGGGGAUGUCUGGUAACAUGGUGAUGCUGAACAAGUUCACGCCAGCAUUGCACCACGCCCUGGUCAAGGCUCGCGCCAACCCUCCUCCUGAGCUGUCUGUCGGUGUGGAGCACCAUGCACGGGAAUACCUCACCGGACUGAAUAGUGGCAAUGUCCGACAGUACCCGAUGGGCGAGUAUGAAUCCAAGCUGGAUGAGGAAGGAAAGCUGUUUCCUGCUCCUAAACACCACCGGUUGAACAUGGACAGCUAUCUGCACUCCUACCUGUACAGCCCCGCCCUCUAUCUGCUGUCAAUGGCCCGGGCCAAGCAGAUGGUGGACGAGCACUCUGGUCCUGAGGACCCACGGCAGGCGAGACUCAGGAAGAACUGUGGAGACCAGAGAGAGGCGACGGGAAAGGAGGCGACCAGCAAAGCUGGAGACGGACAGGCCAACAAUCAAAAGAUGCAGCAGCUGAUUGACCUGGUCUUGACCUGUAAGAGGAAUGCAGAGAAUGAGGUGAGGAGGGAGGAAGGAGGAGGAGGGAUGAAGGUACCAGGGAGGAAAAGGAAACUGGAACAGGAGACGGCAGAGAGGGCACUUAAGUUCCUGAAGGCAUCACAAGAACCCGGAAGACACAGCAAGAUUCCAGCUGGGGGAAGUCAAGUCCCCGCCUCUCCUGGCUCUCUUGCGUCUGUGAUUGGCUCGGUGGGUUUGAAGGACGUUGAUCUGAGGGAAGAUGGAUCUGAAUUAGCUGCUAAGCUUCUGGGUCUGCUAACAGCUCUGACCCAGGCUGCCCGGGGAACAGCCAAUCAGAGCCAAUUUGAAGUGCAGGAGGAGGUGCACAGGGAUAGCUCUCCAUUUGAUAGGUUGGCCACCAAGCUGGGUCUUCCCACCAACGUCGACAUUGACCUGAGGAAGCAGGAGGAGCUGGAGGAGCAGACGGCGGGCAGCGUCAGCAGUUUGGAGGGUUUCAGUCCCAGCUCCCACAGCGGGGAGAUGAAUCACCACGGAGGUAGAGGAGGGGGGCUGGGGAGGAGAGCAUACGAAGAGGAGGAGGAGGAAGAGGGGGAGAUCCCGUGGGUCCUCAUUCCCAUUACAGGUCUGUGUUCACCGAGGUACACCCACAGAGACAGAAACAUCCCUCAGGACCCUCGCUUCCAGCAUCUCACCCCAGCAACAAGCAUCACCACAACAACCAAACCUCCCAGGAAGAGCCCCACCCCGUCUCCUGAGCGAAGCCCUCCUCCCUCCCCCUUCCAGUGCCAAUCCCCUGAGCCCAGCCCUCCUCGCUCCCCCUCCCAGUGCCCAUCACCCGACCCCAGCCCUCCGCCUUCACCCUCCCAGUGCCCGUCUCCAGAGCCCAGUCCGCCCCCCUCCCCAUCUCAGUGCCCGUCCCCUGAGCCCAGCCCUCCUCCCUCUCCCUCCCAAUGCCCGUCUCCACAGCCCAGCCCUCCCCCUUCUCCUUCCCAAUGCCCAUCUCUUCGGGUUGGCGGCCCCCCCUCCUCCUCACGGUGCCAGUCCGAGGAGCCUAACAAGCUCAGACCGUUUAACAAGGAUCACAGUGGUGCUAACAAGGAGCAGUUAACCCGCACAGCCUCCAGGGAGGUUGCAGGAGUGUCCACAGACAGAGAAGAGAAACCUCAGGGGGCAGAAAAGAAGAAAGAAGAGCCGCCAGUUUCUGCAUCCAUUCAGCUGUCUAUACCUCCAGCUGUAGAGAGGAGGACGAGCUCCUCACCACCACCCACUGAGCGAGGGAAGAAAGAUGCGAAGGGGGAAGCGGCUGAUGUGAAGGAGGUACAGGCAGAACCUUUAGAGGAGGAGAGAGAAACUCACUCAGUUGAGAAAGUGCAAAAACAACGGGAAGAGGAGGCCAACAAGGGAAAGAGAGCCGAGGAGGAGGUGGAGGAGGGGGAGUUGGUGGAAAUGAUGCAUGUGGAAUCAAGUGAUAAUGAGAAAAAAGGAGAGCUGAAGGAACUUGGAGGUGGCUCUUUGUUUUCUUUGCCUGUCUCCUUACCUCCCUCUGGUCUCGACAGCAUUGUAGACAAACGUCUGGCAGACUUCUCUUCUAAGAUGGAGCUCCUCUUGCAGGAGGAGAGCAUCCAUUACAGCUUCCCACAGUCCCCCCACUCCACCUCCAACACAGAAACCACUGCACCCAAGCACACACUCCCACAGGCCCUCAUAUCUCAGUUUUCACAGUAUGUGUCUUUCUACAACCCCUGCCCCCCGGUCCAGGACUACGUUAGCUCACUACAGGACCGCAUUAACAGCAUGCUGAUAGAGUUUGAUGACAGCUGUCUGAGCCAUAGGCCCAGCACCAGCCAGCCUGAUGCUGAUGCCACGUUGGCGAGCAAAGUUAGUGAUUUUGUGUCUAGCAUUCGAGCAGCUAAUACUACCAGAGACGAUGAUGGUUCCGGUUGUGAACUUACAGCUGCUGAUGUCGAUGGUUCACUCAGUCAAAACCCUGCACUCUCCAGAGGAGUUGAAGUGUUUCUGCCACAUCCAACCACCAGUCAGAUUUCUGAUACUGCAAACAACAGGAUCCCCGCACCAUCUCAUGUCACUUUAUCUGUUCCUACCUCUGCGUCUGGUUCUGUCUACAACACUUCCGUCCUCAUCCCUCCUUCUACCAGCUCCCCACAGUCGCACUGGGAUCCACUGUCAAGUCACUCUUCAGAGAUAAGUAGAACAGUCGCUCAUGACAUCAGACAAACACAAGACAACAGCAUUACCAGGACUGUACAUUUUACCCCUGGUGUAGAAGGUGGGAGUGUUCUUGGGGGUAAAGACUGUGAGGUGACUUUGUCCGGGUUCGGCGGCGUCUCUAAGCCCUUGAUAGAACUGUCACACUCCUCUGAGUCGGUCUCGAAUCCGGCUCCUGUGUCUGUGCCCGGGUCCGCCACAGGCCCCGCUCCCCCAGCAGCUGCUCUGAGCUCCCUGAUCAGCCAGCUGCAGCCAGAGGUGUUCAACAGCCUGGUGAAAAUCAUCAAAGACGUCAAGAGAAACUCCCUGCAGUUCUACCUCCACAGCACUGAGCCAGGGGACCAGGUCCACGAAGACGUCAAGGAAUACCUGUUGAAGCAGGGUAACUCUGAGCAGAGUCCUGUGGCCUUUCUGAACCAAGAAAACUGUAACAACAAACUGCUGGUCAUCAUUAAGAACAAAGACAUAGCUGGACACAUACACAAGAUCCCUGGUCUGGUGUCUCUGAAGCGACAGGCCUCUGUGGUGUUUUUGGGAAUCGAUACACUGGACGACAUCAGGAACAACAGCUACAACGAGCUUUUUGUCUCUAGAGGCUGCAUCAUUUCAGACGAGUUAGUCCUCAAUCCAGACUUCAUCACUCCCGAUCGACUGGUUGCACUGCUGAUGUUGCUGGAGCAGCAUAGUUCAGUUCCAGAUAGUGUCUGGAGGUGGAAAGUUCACUGCAAAACCCACAAGAAAUUAAAGGAACAAGCCAGGUUCAGGAGAGAUGCAGCCAACCUGCUGGAGGUGCUGUCAACCUAUCAGAAGCGACAGAUUGUCGAGUUCCUCCCAUAUCAUGACUGUGACAUGAACUAUCAGUCACCUGACCUGAACUGUCUGAUGGAGCUCCAGGCCCGAUACACGCAGUACCGGCACACAAUCUUCCUGACCGAGCAUAAUUUUGAGAUGUUCCCUGCCUACUCCAACGGCAUCAUCGUGGCCACUAGUGAAGAAAUUCUGCACAACUUCACCAGGCUGGUUGGUUGCCAUGACAUCAAGGACAGGCAGCCAAUCACAGGUGACAUGCUGGCUCCCAAAGGUCUCGGGCGGCAGCUGAGUCAUAGUGACUCUGUGUCAGGCUCUGAACGCUCUCCUUCUAUCUUCCCAGACCACAUCCAUCCUCUCUCCUCCCAUGACCAGCCCCAACAUCUUCUCCAGCAGUCCGGCUCCAUCCUCCCCACUCUCCCCCAUCUGUCUGACCAGCUCGUCCCAGACGCCUCCUGUAAGGAAGGUGUCAUGCCCCACUCAGACUCAGACUUGGAGGUUCUCCGACUGGCCAUCACACAGUUACGGGCUGAGCGUCAGGCACAGCUGCAGCAGCAGUUGGACUCUCAGGCGGAGUUGAGCAUCAACUCCUUCCAAAGCUUCGUCCCCAAUCUCGUUCCUACAGGAGGCAGUCAAACCACCAGCACCCCUCUUUUAGCUCAAGGAGGUCCAGCCAAGUCGGUGGAGGUCCCUCGUGACAGGAAAGCAGUGGCAGCCACUCUGGAUUUAAUCCACUCAAGGUUACAGCAGGAGCCAGUAGAGGAGAGGAGGGAGGGCAGAGCAGAGACUCCCACAGGUGGAUGGAGGAGUGGAGAAAGUCGAGGAGGAGGUGGAGGAGGAGGAGAGGCUGGAGAUCAGAGAGCUGGUACUCCAGUAAGAGUGGAGGGGUUACUGGGAGAAAAGCGGGGUCCAAGUAAAAGUGACACAUCCACCCCUUUGCCUAAUCAAAGCACAGCUGCAGUGACAGGACUGAGUACCCAGACAGACUCAACCAGUAACGGGAGCGAGAACGCAGACCAACAAGAAGAACCUUUACUUCCCAGAGUAGCUGCACAUGCGGCAGCCUCCUGCAGUACCACCGUUUGUCCUGCAGAGAGUGACAGAUCGGGAGACACACACUCAGGCCAGGAGAAGCCAAUAAGAGAGGGAGCACCACCUGACAACAGCACUACUAGUGGCACAAAGAUCCAGCAGCCCCAACAGCACCUGCAGCAACUGAACAACCAGCAGCUCCGGCCGAGUCUGUCCCACCUACAACCACCACCUCACAGCCUGCAGCAGCAGCAGCGGGGCGUCGGCCUCCUGCAUUCCCCACACAUGCCUCGAUUCCCCAGCCAGCCUUUCUCCCGCAGCUCCAUGCUGGCGCCACUGACUACCCUGGGAGGUGGCCUCCUGGGGUCCACACCUGUCUGGCCUGGGGGUCUGGGCCCCGCAGGUGCUGCUGCCCUGGUGUGGGGCUUCCGACAGGCCGGAAGGGAUGUCACUGGUCCUAGCCUGCUGGGGGGGUACCACAACCCCGCGGGUCAAGGCAGCAGCAGGUACAGAGGGGGGCAAAGGUGAGGAGGCUUUAAUGGGAUGUCGAGAGCCGGCUUAACUUCACCAGCUGAUUAAUCCAAGUAACGUUCCUGCUCUUCAUGUAGCAGGUUUUAGGAAACCAAACACUUCCACUCUAUGACCCAGAGAAUGGGAGGCUGAAACACGCACAUCCAUAAUACUAACAGGUGCUAAACUGAUAAAAGAAGGAAACCACACUCUAAUUACUGUCUCCAAGAAUUUUAGCCACUGCUUACAGGAAGAAUGUUGAAAAUACAAACUCAUCUCUCUUUCUGGGGCACUUAAUCAUUUAUUUGAUAGUGACAGUAGAGACGCAGACAGAAAAUGCUGGCAGAGACUUCCUGCAAAAAAAGGUCCCUGACUGGAAACCAAUCAGUGACGCUGCUCUUAAGUGGCAUUCGUCUCAACCACAGAUGCUCCCUUAGCGACAGUGGGUUGGAAAAGAAUUGAUGUCAGGCAGGUGUAACGUUGCAAAAAUCAUGAUUUACUUGGACAGGGAGAGGUUCUUUUAAAGUCAGUAUAAAUCACGUGAAAUCAAAGAUCUGUCUUUUGCUGCAUUGUGGAAGCUUUAUAAAUACUGGAUAUGGUUAAACCCACCUUCAUAGAUUCUUUUCCACCUUAAAAGUCCUUGUCACUGGUUUGUAUUGAGGCUUUAUUUCAUAAAUUCAAACCACCAGUUCUCCCCUGCAGGGUUGUGGAAGCCAUAAAUUAACCUGUUAUCACGAGAAAAUUAGCAUUGUUAUUUUGAGAUAACAAAAUAAUUCACUUGUGAGCACGGCUGUUCUCGGCUUCUGUAAUUAUGAAAAUAAUUGCCAAUUUAUUUUCUGUUGAUUGACAGAAAUUGAGUAAUCAUUGCAGCUCCAGUGAAAUCAUUUUACAUGCGACACCAUAGAGAGCAAAGACAUCCAGAUUGAAUGGAACAAAACAUCAACCAGGCUACACGAGUUGUGUUUGAAUUAUUUCGAUUGAGAUUCUCUAAAAGGUGAUAGUCCUGGUUUGUAUUGACUUUAGUGGAAGAGACCGUUCUUAGUUCUAGUAUGUCUUUUUGUUACUCAGCAUCCACCUGACAUCACCUUCUCGGCCCUUUAAAGUCACUGAGGGCGGGAUCGGUCACUAAAAAGUCACUAUCUACCAAUCUGUGAAUUUCUAUUUUCUUCCUGAAACAAAUUUUAUGUUCCCUGUCCACAUUAUUCAUCGGAAACCACACGCUGAAACACUCUUAAGAAGCUCUGUAGAUGAUGCCCCCCAAAAAUAUAAGUAUCACUGAUUAAAGCCCAGUGAACUAUAACUCUUGUGUAGUGUGCAGAGUGUGGCCUGCUUACACAGCAGAAAUCCUGCUGUAAAAUAUUAGAGUAGUGGAAACGUUUACUAUCUACUGUAAUCACGACCUGUUAGUACUAAAGAAGUCAGAAAAACACUAAUAAUAAACCACUAAAGGGAAAAAAACACUAAUGUAAAAACCCCUUUGAACAUGUGUACAGCAGAUUUUAAAAAAGGAAAAGUUUCUCUGCCAUGUUUUCAGAAGUUUAAUUUAAUCUCUCUCAGAACAGACCUGUCAUGUACAUAGAUAUAUUUCUGGAGGUGCUUUUCAACUCAGAGAGAUCAUCCUCUAACCUAACGAAUGGUCUCAGGUUUAAACAGCUUUGAGUCAAUAUUCACCUGUUUUGUUCCUGUGCGCAGCUCUGAGUAAGAGCUGGACUAAAAUAUAAAAAGCCUCUGAUUGGAUCCCAGUUCCCGGCUUUCUUGAACGCACCACCAGCUCGACGGUUUUGACAGUUUUCUGUCAACAGUCUAAUACUCCAACAACUCCACACAUUUGUUUCUUAAAAGGAGCCAUUGAGGAUUUUUUCUACAUGAUGUUUUUCUACAGUAGCUGCUUAUUUGUUCUCUUUGCAUCAUGGGAGAAACCAUUGUUGAAGUGGACACUAAGACUUUUAAAGAACUUUAAAAAACCGAGAUGGACAGACUGCCUUACACGUCUUCCAGUGGAUUCUUUGUCUUGUAAAAAAAAAAAAACACCGUUUUUUGUACUGAAUGUUUGGUUUGUUACCCUGAGAGCUGUUUGUGUUUAGUUGCUGUUGUACAGUAGGAAGUGACUCUGUAACAAACUCAUUUUAACUUAAAAGUCAUUUUUUAUGUUUUUUUUUUGUUUUUUUUACAUCAGAAGUUUUUUGUAUUAAAAGUCGCCUGUGUAA